This is a messenger RNA of Rotaria sp. Silwood2, 882 nucleotides long. NCBI's taxonomy places the organism in Eukaryota, Metazoa, Rotifera, Eurotatoria, Philodinida, Philodinidae. The record is from the annotation of a GenBank genome assembly.
AUGGCUCAUCAUGAAGACAGUAGUUCUGUAUUGGAAAAUGUUUGUGAACCAAGUAUUUCUAAGAAAGCCGAAGAGUUUUAUAAUCAUACAGAUGGGCCGCGAUACGAUCUUGUGAAGAAUUUUUAUUUUAAUCAGCACACACGACAAACUUAUGAGUUUGCGACAGCAACGAUGAAGAAGUACGAAGCUAUGGACAAACGAGCACUAGAUCCGUGGACUGCUUUGGAAUUAGGUGGCGCCUUUGUCGACGAAUCUGAUCCUGAUACUGAACUUGACCAAAUUUUUCAUUCAUUUCAAGUUGCUGAAGCGCUACGAAAGUCAUUUCCUGAUGAAGAAAAAUAUGGAUGGUUACAUUUAACCGGUCUUAUUCAUGAUCUAGGGAAAAUCUUGACGCCUGCAUUCGGUGAACCACAAUGGGCUAAUGUAGGUGACACAUUUCCUGUCGGAUGCAUGUUUGAAAAAGUGGGUGUUUUCUCAGAAUAUUUUGACCUCAAUCCUGAUAUGAAACAUCCGAUUUAUUCGACAAAAUUGGGAAGUUAUGAAGCAGGAUGCGGAUUAAAUAAUCUAACAAUGUCUUUUAGCCAUGAUGAAUAUUUAUAUAAAGUACUGAAACAUGAGAAAAAUACGAAGCAAUCAACCAAGAAACAAUUACCGAUUCAAUCUUAUUACAUGAUAAGAUUUCACUCUUUUUUUCCAUGGCAUAAAUUUGGAUCUUACACAGUUUUCGAAAAUGAUGCCGAUAAAGAAAACAAACAAUGGGUUCAAAUGUUUGCAAGCUAUGAUCUCUAUUCCAAGUCACAUGAUGUCGUAGAUAUAGAAAAAGUUAAGCCGUAUUAUAAAAAACUCAUGGAACAAUAUUUACCACCUAUAAUUUACUUUUAA